UAACUCAGUGUCCUCUCCCCCUGCUCAGAUGGACAGUUUGUCUCUCAGAAAAUACUGUACAUAACAAAUGUUUGAGCAACAAACUUACCUCCACUUACAAAUUCAGCAAAUGCUUAUUAAUUUCUGCAACAUGACAAAAAAACAGUUUAAUGUUUAAAAAUGGCUCAUGAGUGAUUUAUCCUGGCAGAUAACUUUGUUAUUUGAGCCUAGAUUAUUUGGAAAAUAACUUGAUUUAUUGACCCAACCACAUUCUUCCCUAUUUAAGGGUUAACAAAAUGCCCUCUCCCCUUGUUCAGGUGGACAGUUUGUCUUUCACAAAAGAGUACAUAGGCUACAACUAAUACUUGAACAUGAAUGAAUUGCUGCAACAUGGAAAUAACAAAAUAACUCAUUUGUGAGGAAAAUGUCAUGUGUUUAAGGCCAAUUAAUUAGGCUAUGAAAAAAUGUGUUACUCAUUUUUCAAAGCGCAAGAUUUCAGCGCAUCAGAUUUCUCUUUAUUGGGACUAAAGUAGUGUAUUUUUUUUUUUUUUUUUUUAACCUGCAGUGCAAAUAAUCUGCCGGAAGAUGUCGCCGCUCCCCCUCUCUCCCUCCGCAGAGACAAUGAAGGCUCCGACUCCUCUCCUCUGAAUGAGUGGACCCCCUUUUCCCUUUUAUAACAGAGAGGGAAUGGGACAGAAAGAGAGAGAGAGGUGGGCAGAGGUGUGACUGAGAGGACAGGCAGAGGCAGAGGGAGACUCAGAGCCAGCUGGGCUUUUGCCAUAUCUUAUUUUUAUUUAGGAAUCUCAAAGAGAGAGAGAGAGAGAGAAAGGGGGAGAAAGGCUGGAGUACUAUAGCAGUAGUUUUUCGUGCGUAAAGGGGAUAGGUUGUUCUCCAAAUUCUUAGGAGUUGUGCUUCACUUUCAGACUGAGCAGUUUAUUUGCAGGCAGUGUCCUGGGUUUCUUUGCCUCGUUACAUUUCAGCGCUAGAGUCCCUGCGGUGCACGGAUUACAAUGCAAAGGAUUGUGGAGGUUUGGGUCACCUUGGUGACAGUUUGUGCGCUGACCGAGGGGGUCUUUGGAGGAUACGGGCUGAGCAUGUUUGCUGCGCAGUCUUCCCCCCCGGACCCGUGCUAUGAUGAGAACGGGAACCCUCGGCGGUGCAUCCCCGACUUCGUCAACUCCGCUUUCGGAAAGGACGUGCGCGUGUCCAGCACCUGCGGCAGCCCCGCCGCCAGGUACUGCGUGGUGGCCGAGAAGGGUGAGGAGCGGACGCGGGACUGUCACACGUGCGACGCCACGGAUCCCAAGAAGUCCCAUCCGCCCGCGUAUUUAACGGACCUCAACAACCCGCACAACCUCACCUGCUGGCAGUCCGAAAACUACGCGCAGUAUCCGCAGAACGUCACGCUCACCUUGUCGCUCGGGAAAAAGUUCGAGGUCACCUACGUGAGCCUGCAGUUCUGCUCACCCAGACCCGAAUCCAUGGCGAUCUACAAGUCCAUGGACUACGGCAAGUCGUGGGUGCCGUUCCAGUAUUAUUCCACUCAGUGCAAGAAAAUGUACAGCAGGCAGAACAAGGCGGCGAUUACUAAGCAGAACGAGCAAGAGGCCAUCUGCACGGACUCCCACACGGACAUGCACCCUCUGACCGGCGGACUCAUCGCCUUCAGCACGCUGGACGGCCGUCCGUCGGCGCACGACUUCGACAACUCCCCGGUGCUGCAGGACUGGGUGACGGCCACCGACAUCAAGGUGAUCUUCAGCCAGCUGCACACCUUCGGGGACGAGAACGAGGACGACUCGGAGCUGGCCCGCGACUCGUACUUUUACGCCGUGUCGGACCUGCAGGUCGGAGGACGGUGCAAGUGCAACGGGCACGCUUCAAAAUGCGUCAAGGACAGGGACGGGAAUCUGGUCUGCGAGUGCAAACACAACACGGCGGGACCGGAGUGCGACAGGUGCAAACCUUUCCACUACGACCGACCAUGGCAGCGCGCCACGGCCCGGGAAGCUAACGAGUGUGUCGCAUGCCACUGUAACCUGCAUGCCCGCCGCUGUCGUUUCAACAUGGAGCUGUACAAGCUGUCAGGCCGGAGAAGUGGCGGUGUCUGUCUCAACUGUCGUCACAACACGGCGGGACGCCAUUGCCAUUACUGCAAGGAGGGUUACUACAGGGACAUGACCAAGUCCAUCUCUCACCGCAGGGCUUGCAAAGCGUGUGAUUGCCAUCCAGUUGGAGCAGCAGGGAAGACGUGUAACCAGACAACAGGCCAAUGCCCCUGCAAGGAUGGAGUGACUGGAAUCACCUGUAACCGCUGUGCCAAGGGCUACCAGCAGAGCCGCUCUCCCAUCGCCCCCUGCAUCAAGAUCCCAGUUGCAUCUCCGACAGCAACGUACACCAGCUACGAGGAGCCGUCUGAUUGUGAAUCUCACUGCAAAGCAUCCAAGGGAAAGAUGAAGAUCACCAUGAAGAAGUACUGUAAAAAAGACUACGCUGUCCAGGUGCACGUUCUGAAAGGAGACAAGGCCGGCGAGUGGUGGAAGUUCACCGUCAACAUCAUCUCCGUCUACAAACAAGGCGAGCACCGCAUCCGGCGUGGCGACCAGCUGCUGUGGGUGCGCGCCAAGGACGUGGCCUGCAAGUGCCCCAAGAUCAAGCCCGGGAGGAAGUACCUGCUCCUGGGCACAGACGACGAUUCCCCCGGGCAGAGCGGCGUGGUGGCGGACAAGGGAAGCCUGCUCAUCCCGUGGAAGGACCUGUGGGGCCGCCGGCUGAGGAAGUUCCAACAGCGUGACAAGAGGGGAAAGUGCUAAGAGAGAGAGAGAGAGAGAGAGAGAGAGAGAGAGAGAGAGAGAGAGAGAGAGAGAGAGAGAGAAAGAGAGGCAAAACAGCGUCUCCACUGGGAUGAAUGCAAGGAAGAGGAGAGGAUGAAUGAAAAAAUAAAUAAACUGGAAGAAUAAAAGCUAGAAAGACACAGGUAAAAAGUAGGAGAGAUGGGGAAAUGACGGAGUGCUGCUGCUCUGAGUUGGAGCGAAGAGAUUAGUGUUUUUAGGAACUUUUGUGAAGGAGCUCAUUCUACAGUUUUUGUUUCUGUUUGUCUUUCAAGGUUUUGUUUUGUUGUGUAAUUGCAGAGUUUGCACCUAAUGUUACAGAUAUAUCACAACUUGACUGUUUUACCCAUGAUGUCCCUUAUUUAGUUGAUUUAAAGAAAAAUGCAUCUACCAUAUCACCCUUCAUUUGUAUUUUAAGAGGAUCUAUUUCCACUGUCCUGUGUAAAGCAAUAUCUAGCUAAAAGAAGAGACAUUUCUCGGCAGUGACGGACUCCACUCAUGUAUGAUAAGUUGCUCUUAUAAGCUGCCAAACUUUGGAUAAACUUUUUCAACAGCUGAAAGUGAAAAAUUGUGAAAUUAUUCUGUGGAAAACCUAAUAGGUGCCACCUUGCCUGAGAGCUCCUCUUCUCGUAUGCGAGUGAAACAGCUAGUGUUGUGGGAACUAAACGCCAUGAUGAUCCUCUGCCCGCUCUGUGUAAAGAUCGUAUGUCACAUCCCAAGCAAGUCUCUGCUCGGCGCUUAUCGAUGUAUCAACAGUGUGUUGUGGGCGUGACCUCUGCAAUGUAAAGUAACCACACGUGCAGACAUACAUAGACGUUAUUUUUAGUAGAUGAUGCCGUAGCAUCGACUAGAUGUAGAGUAGACGUGUCAAACCAUGCACUUAUUUUUAGUAGUCACAAGUUUUAGAACAUGUGAGAUAUGGUUUAGAGUGGCAUCCAAAAAAAAA
Molecule: messenger RNA, 3756 nt
Organism: Sander lucioperca (pikeperch)
Lineage: Eukaryota; Metazoa; Chordata; Actinopteri; Perciformes; Percidae
Gene: ntn1b
Product: netrin 1b
Exons: 7
Coding region: 990-2792 (600 amino acids)
Molecular function (GO): protein binding
Source: RefSeq, a predicted model, not a curated record